Molecule: messenger RNA, 870 nt
Organism: Striga asiatica
Lineage: Eukaryota; Viridiplantae; Streptophyta; Magnoliopsida; Lamiales; Orobanchaceae
Source: the annotation of a GenBank genome assembly
AUGGGGCUACAAUUGAGGUUUCUUGACCCGGAAAAGGGCUUUUCGACUCUAAAGAUUACUACAAUGUGCAAGACAAUGACGAAAAAAGAAAAACAAUUAAAGUCUGAAGAACGUAAAAUUGCUCUUAGAGAGAGGAUCCUGGCGGAACAACCGACGGAUAGAUAUUUGUGCCGGAUGAGAGAGCAAUCUCAAGCCGGCAAAGGUUUUUUCAAGAGGCCUGCAAAGACGGAUCUCAUCAGGGCGUUUGCUCUUUGGAGUCCAUUCUUAACUGGAAAUGAAAAACUAGACUCUCUAAAAAGCUCAAAUUUAAACAAAGAUAAUAUUGAAGAGUCAAACCCCUCUGCCUCUAACACAGAGACUAAUGUGAGGGUUAAUCAAGAGGUUGUUACUUCGGAGAGAAAUGAGGUACCUUCUUUAACCCAAACCUUAGGAAGUGCCAGUCCUAUCUAUGCAAACAUUCAAAAUCCCUCAUAUGGGGAACUCAUCAGGACAGCAGAGCCUGAGCAAACCCUCCAAAAACUCAACCAGACCAUCCCCGUCUUCACCUCAACAUUACUCAUCUUCACCAUCGACCUCCCAAACUCCACCCCGAAGGUCAGUCCCAGCAAACCCCUGACUCCAAGAAACCGCUGGACCACGGUCCGGGUCGAGUUAUCCGCCCAAAGCCUCUGGUCCGACUCGAGGACCCCACGCCCAGCCCUCAGGUUCGCGAAGUACGAAUUGUCGAACCGGUUCUCGCUCCCGUUGUCGAGCCCGACCCGGACUGACCCGUUCCCGCCUUCCGGGCAGAGGUUUCGGAGCGUAGGGAGAAAACUCGGGUCGAUGGACGGGUCGGGCCCUCCGUUUGACGUGAAGCUGUACAGCCUGUAG